Messenger RNA from Fundulus heteroclitus (mummichog), 2823 nucleotides. RefSeq names its product SLAIN motif-containing protein 1. The coding region runs from base 265 to 2061 and encodes 598 amino acids. Gene Ontology annotation, cellular component: microtubule plus-end. Gene Ontology annotation, biological process: positive regulation of microtubule polymerization; microtubule nucleation; cytoplasmic microtubule organization. The transcript has 9 exons. NCBI's taxonomy places the organism in Eukaryota, Metazoa, Chordata, Actinopteri, Cyprinodontiformes, Fundulidae. The record is from RefSeq and is a predicted model, not a curated record.
UUAGCCCUCAGUCCGGACUGACAGGUGCAGCUUUCACCUGUAAUCUGCUUCUUUGUUCUGGGAGGUGGAGGCUGCGAUGUGUGGGUGUGUUGGGUGGAGAGGUGGAGUCUUUAAGUCCCCCAGACAGGCGCACUAGACAGAUUAGUCUCCAACCGCUAACCGGGACGGAAACCAGCCCCAGACAGAGGACCGAGCGCCGCACCUGUCCCCGAGCCAGCCUGGAGGUCUGGAAGGUGGUGCCGGCGCAGUCUGGAUUCGGGUCCGAUGGAGGCAGCCGUGCUGGGCCACGCUGUCAUGACGGAUGUGGACUGCAACAGCAACAGCCUGAACGCCGAGCUGGAGGUGAAGAAGCUGCAGGAGCUGGUGCGGAAGCUGGAGCGGCAGAACGAGCAGCUGCGGAGCCGGGCUGGAGGCUGCAUCUCCGGGGGCUACCCGCACCUCCCCGGCCCGCUGCCCACCCUGCUCUGCCAGGCGUCCUUAGGCUCCUUUUCCCCUCCGGAAGAACCGUUUGAGUAUUUCCACCCACACGCGGGGAGAGAGGAUGAGGAGGAUGAGGCAUCGGAACCGUCGGUUCUGGAUGACUUGGAGCUUCUGGAUCUGGAAUCUCUGAGCUGCUCAGAGGAAUCGGAUGAAACCUGGUUAUACUCAGCAUCCAAAGCAGGAGAGAGCUCAGCCGAGUCGCUCAGCCCGCUGCAGUGGUGCCGGCAGAAUCUGGACAGCCCCAAGUCGGACGUGGAGGCCGCCAGGAGGUCGUUGUCACUGCGACUAGAACAAGUCUCCAGGUGGCGUAGCUCCGUGUCCACCCCCACCACCUCCCCCGGCCCCCCUCCGACCCGAGCCACAGCCAUGUCUUCCCCCUUGGCCAAACCUUGCUGCACCCCGCCGCCAACAGAAAGACACGCAGCUCCAUUGCUCUCCUCCCCUCUGCACCCUGUCCUCCAUCGCUCUCUGAGCCCCAUAGGGAAGGAGCUGUCCCCUGUAGCCGAGAGGACUCCCACUUUCUUCCCUCACCCCGCCAGCCGAAGCCGCAGCCUCCGCCGCUCCACCCUCAGCCCACAAUCCUCUGUGGACAGUGACCUGGGCACGUCUGAGGCGGAGGACGACUCCAUCAACCUCGGAUACAAACUUCAAGACCUGACGGACGUGCAGGUCAUGGCCCGGCUGCAGGAGGAAAGUCUAAGGCAGGACUACGCCAGCACAUCGUCUGUCCUGGCCAACCGCCGCAGCCAGAGCUUCACCUUCCAGCUCAGCCAGCUCAGCGCCGGCCCCGGCCUGGAGGAGGAAGACGAGGAGGACGACGAAGACUACGGCCUCCUGCCGCCGCCGCAGCCGCGCCUCACCCGCCUGUCGCACUCCCACACCUUCUCCAGCGUCCGCGACUGGCGAAGAAGCACCAGCUCCCUGGGCACCCCUCCUUCCACGCCCUCCACGCCGCCGUACCUUUCCGCUGGCUUCGCCUUCCAAGCUCAGCCGCCAACGCAGCUGCUGGGACUGGGCAGCCUGUGUGGCGGCGAGCAGCAGGGCUUCAGCCCAGGAUCAGAUAAGCUCCGGCGGAGCAUGCCUAACCUCGUCAGAGCUCCCAGCAUGCCUAGUGUACCCGUUCCCACUGCUUCUUCUGCUUCUUUGCUUCGUAACAGCCAGAGUUUUGAUUCUUCCAGCGGUUUGACUCGCCUGCAGUCCUCCAUCCCCUCUCCAGGCCAGCUUCAGAACCGGGUCCAAAGCCUAGGGAACUUCUCCUCAUUGUCACGGCAGCCACUGAAGGCCACCGCCUAUGUCAGCCCCACUAUUAAAGGCUCGACCUCAACCAGCCUCACGUCCCUGAGCAGCAGCGGGAAUAACAGAGGGAUCCCCCUGCUCAGUAAACCUGCAGCAGGAGGCUCCGCCCCCACCGUGACCAUGCCCCGCAGCAGCCUGCCACGCCCGGCCUCCUUCGUGGGCCCCACAAGCUCCAGCCCCCGUAGCAAGUUGGCUGUAUCAUCGCGAAGUUUACUGACACCUCCAAAGAGCUUGUCCACCUUCAGUGCCCUUCGCGACAGCACCUGGAGAGAUGGCUGCUACUGAUGUUCAGACGUGCAUUAAAACCCUGCUGGCUGGGGCGACAUGGAUGCACCUCAACGUCUAGUUCCCCUUCCAAGAGUUCUGGAGUUGAGACCAAAAAGGGGCCCAGAUGACAUCAAAUCUGAGAUCCUGCAUAGAAUAGUCAGAUGCUGUCUUCACAUGAAUAGUCUCCCAGAUUCUAUGCAGAAUUUCUCUGGAGAAGGCGGGUAAGUUUUCUGGAUUUGUGUGAAACGUCUGACUGCGAGUUUGGUUGAUCCGUGCCAAAAGUGAGACGUUCCCUGUGGCUGCUUGUGCAAUAAACCGUAGGCUGUUGGUUACCGUUAAUACUAACCAGCGAAGAGGGCUGCCGGUUUUUACUAAAUAAAGCUCUUAUACUGUUUUUAUCCAAAUAUUUAUUUUAAAUAAACAGGUUUGACUAAUCUGGUGCAGUUGCCUUGGCAACAGAUGCCAGAAUUGCUGCUAAAGUGUAAUAAAUCCCUGUUGGUUUGGGCACAUCUGGUCUAAUUUUUAGAGUAAUAUUAUGUAUUUGUGUUCACAUUUAACUGUGUUUAUAUUGUUGAUUUAAUUGAUGCAAUAUUAAAACUGUAAUUUGACCAAAAUGGAUAUACUGGAAUGUGAUUGCAGAACUGUCUCACCGUGAUGUCACCAAACUUUGUGCAUACUAACACUUAAAGAAUCUGAUCUUGUUGCACUUUGAAGAAAUCCCACCACUGUUUUUGUUUACUGAUGUUUGCACUCUGAGACUCGGUCUGGUAGAUUUACAUU